AUGUCAAUCAAUGAAAAUAAUGGUCUUUUAAUUCUCCAAACGCUUCUUCCUUCGGUGAAAAAGGCGAAAGACUUGAAUCUGGAACAGAAUCUUUCACAACUGCUGCACUUAGGUGGCGAUCCAGUGCUUUUUCUGCUAAAUGCAGGAGUAAAUGAGUUCUUUUCAAACAGCUUGAGCAGUUGCCUUUCCAACUGUCAAACUGUGAUUGACAUCUGUUGGGAAAAGUGCAACACAGGUCAUUGGCGGGAUGUUAAUGUCAUAUGGAGGGAAACAUAUUCUUAUGCAAGUGUUUUCAAGGCUCUCUGUCUUCACAGUAUGGAGAGGAAGACAGAGGCCAUGAAAGCUUGCGACAUGGGACUUCUCUUAGGUGCACCCAUAUUGGACAACAUUUUAACAAGGAUGGCAACUGAGUUUCAAAAGAUUGUUCAUCCAUACAGCGAAAGGGUGAAUGAUGAUGAGUCUGUUGAUCACAAAGCAGAAGGACAGCAAAAUCUUUGCGAAAAACAAGAUUUCAGAGUUGCUCAUACUGAAGAUACUUGUGGGAAAAGGAAAAUAACUGAUGAUGUCAAUAAACAAAAUGAAGCAUUCACAGAAAGCAGUUCUGUAAAGAAAAGAAAAAGCUUUGAAAUACCAGGGAUUGAUAAGAAGUUUAAAAUUGAUCAUGUCCAUUGCCCAUCCUUAGAAGCAUUUUUAAUAGACUACAUGCAGAAAGACAAACCAGUUAUUCUUGAAGGAGUAAUGGAUCAUUGGCCUGCCAGAACAACUCAUCAUUGGAGCAUAAAAUAUCUUAAGAGCAUUGCUGGUUGUCGCACCGUGCCUGUUGAGCUGGGUUCUCGAUACACAGAUGACACCUGGACACAAAAAUUAAUGACAGUUGCAGAUUUUAUCGAUAAUUAUGUUAAUCCAGUUGAGAGUGGUCAGGACUCAAAAAUUGCUUAUCUAGCUCAGCAUCAGUUAUUUGAUCAGAUACCAGAAUUAAGACGUGAUAUUAUCACACCUGAUUACUGUUGCCUUGGUGACAGUGAUAAUGAUGUCAUAAUUAAUGCUUGGUUUGGACCAAGAGGCACCAUUUCUCCAAUGCAUCAUGACCCGUAUCACAACCUGUUGGCACAAGUUGUUGGCGAUAAGUAUUUACGCUUGUAUUCUAAGACUGAAUCAGAAAAGUUGUAUCCUCACAAGUCUACACUACUGAAUAACACAAGCCAGGUAUUAAAUGACUCCUUGUUACAGGUAUCAUCAGCUAUCAGUAGUGACCACCAUUAGUGUAGGAACAGGUGGAAAUAUGUGCACUACCCAUUCAGUUCAGAGUGACAAAAAUCAGUGACAAAAUUGUUGAGACAUUGUCCUUAAAUGGGGUAACUUUGGAGAACAAAAAAAUCCACACCCUUCCCCUUUCCCCUCCAUUCCAGCACACUGCUUUCUGUAGAUGGUUCAUUUUGUCCAUACUGGUAGCUCAAACGGUGGCACAACAUUGCAUGGAGGGGUUUAAGGAUGGCAAAGUGUCUUAACUAGUUUUGUCGCCAAUUGUAGGAUAUGACUAUUGCCCUGUUAGCUCAUUGGAUAAGUACCUGUCUACCAAGCAGGAUGCUGCUGGUUCAAACCCCAGCCAGACCGACACUCAGGGUCUUAAAGCAACUGAGAAGAAAGUGCUGCCUUUGUAAAGACAUCUGCCAACAGCUACACUUCUUCUCGGAGAAGAAUGAUAAACUGUAGGCCCUGUUUCACAACCCUUGCACAAAUGAAUUUUUUGGGAUGUUGAAAUAGCCACACACUGUUCAUAAACGGUAGGGGAGGUAGUCCACAAUGUGGUGGUCUAUCUCUCAUUGGCAGGGUCUUUGAUAAGAUUUUGAGUAGAUGGAGAAGGAAAAAGCUUGUGGCAAAUGUGCAACUUGUGAGUGCAAGUUUCUGAAAAAAUUUUCAAAUUUGGGCCUCUUAGAAUGCAUUUCCAGCAUUCUAGAGCAAAAAUUGGAGUGUUUGAACAGAACACAGACAUCAUUAAAUUUUGGCUUUCUUAGUCAGUGACAGCACAUGAAUGCUCUAUUUAAACUGGGGUAAUUUUCAAAGAAAAGUGGGUGGGGAGAUCACAAGAAAUAGCCAGCGAAUUUCGCUGGCCACCGGCUCGUAUUGAAAACCCUGCAUUGAGGAAGGGUCUGUUAAGGGACCACAGUAAUUAGUGUCAAGCGCUGUUGCAGUGACACAGCCAAGAAUUCUGAACCUAAGUAAAUAAACUAGGCAUCCACCUCAACUCUCAAUGAGGGGGACAUUGGGGGGUACCUUAUACCUCAAUACUGUAAGAAAAACUGGAAAAUACUGAAAUACCAUGUAAAAAUCUAAAAAAUACUGAUGCCACAUUUAUGAUCAGUCGUACUUAAAGUUGUAUCCAUCUUGGGUGUUUGUUUAUCUGAGGCAAGUAUGCACCAGAAAUCAACCUCGGCCAUUGCAAGAAAACCUGGAAAGACCUUUUAGAAUUAAUUAGUACAAUGAUCAAAAAGCCUGGUCAUUGGAUGAAACAACAAUUCCAAGAUUAAAUUUCAGAAAUUCCGUAAUCAUUUGCCAUUAUGUCUAAAAUCUUACUGUGUUCUUGUGCUACAUAUUGUAUUGACUUGUAUUAGACAGAAAAGGGCAGAUGGACAGUACCAAAAUACCGUGAAGGAUCUUCUUUUACAAAAUACCGUCAGCCAUAAGAAUGAAAAACCACAUACCGUGGGGCUCAAUGAUACUGCAAGACCACACAGUAAAAUUAAAACAUGGCAAUACUGUAAACUCUAAUGUCCCCCUCCUCAACCUGGCAGUACUGAAACCAACAUGGAAAAAAAAAGAUCCACCUAGGUGUCCACAGGACAUCCCAACACCCACCUGCCUAAAACCGUGCUUCAUUCUUGAGCUCUGAAACAUGCACAAACAUUUUUUUUUCAUGCAUUGAUGAAACAAAAAAAACUAUGUGCACUUCAAAAUGUGUUCUUUGUUAAUUAAUCCGAUACACGAUAUGUUGUUCAAUUCUCAGUUCCCCAGUUGGCGUGACAACUUUCCUAUUUUUAGUUUUUUUUUCCUUUUUUUUCAGGUGGAUGUUGAGAAUCCAGACUUGAUUGCAUUUCCUGAAUUUUCAUCUGCUGUUUAUCAGGAGUGUAUCCUGAAGGAAGGACAGAUGUUGUACAUUCCACCUUAUCAUUGGCAUUAUGUUAGGUCACUUUCUCUGAGUUUCUCAGUCAGCUUCUGGUGGAACUAA
Molecule: messenger RNA, 3226 nt
Organism: Porites lobata
Lineage: Eukaryota; Metazoa; Cnidaria; Anthozoa; Scleractinia; Poritidae
Source: the annotation of a GenBank genome assembly